GACCACCACAUCACCAUCUUCUCGCCCGCGGGCAAGCUCUACCAGGUGGAGUACGCGAUCAAGUGCGCCCAGACGACGUCGGGCCUCACGUCCGUCGCCGUGCGCGGCAGGGACUCGUGCGUCUUGGUCACGCAGAAGAAGGUGCCCGACCGCCUCGUCGACCCGAGCUCCGUCACGAACCUGUACAAGGUCACGGAUUAUCUCGCCGUGCUCAUGACGGGCGCGCCGGCGGACUGCAAGACGCAGGCGACGCGUCUCCGCUACGAGGCGUCCGAGUUCAAGUUCCAGUACGGCUACGCGAUGCCCGUCGCCUCGCUGGCCAAGCGCGUCGGCGACAUCUGCCAGGUCUACACGCAGCGCGCGAGCCUGCGCGCCCUCGCCGCCAUCUGC
Molecule: messenger RNA, 390 nt
Organism: Aureococcus anophagefferens
Lineage: Eukaryota; Pelagophyceae; Pelagomonadales; Pelagomonadaceae
Exons: 1
Biological process (GO): ubiquitin-dependent protein catabolic process
Cellular component (GO): nucleus; cytosol; proteasome core complex
Source: RefSeq, a predicted model, not a curated record